This is a messenger RNA of Arxiozyma heterogenica, 2304 nucleotides long. RefSeq names its product palmitoyltransferase AKR1 (gene AKR1). NCBI's taxonomy places the organism in Eukaryota, Fungi, Ascomycota, Saccharomycetes, Saccharomycetales, Saccharomycetaceae. The coding region runs from base 1 to 2304 and encodes 767 amino acids. Gene Ontology annotation, molecular function: palmitoyltransferase activity; protein binding. The record is from RefSeq and is a predicted model, not a curated record. Gene Ontology annotation, biological process: protein palmitoylation. Gene Ontology annotation, cellular component: Golgi membrane. The transcript has a single exon.
AUGGUGACUAUUGACACAGAACCUUUAAUGGACAAUCAGUCCCAUAAUAAUAUACAAACCGACAUUAAUGAUAUCAACUCAACUAAUGAGAUCGAUAAUGCAGAUACAUCGUCUUUGCAAGCAGUAAUUUCAAAUAACACAUCAUUAGAAGAAAAUUUAGAGGCUGGAAAAGAUACUACUAAUAAUUCACAGAAUAGUGAUCCUAUAUUGAUAGAAUAUCAUUCCGCCUGUCAAGCCGGUGAUUUGGUUACAAUAAAGAGGUUAGUUGAAUCACACGCAAUUACUAUUGGUCAAGAUUUUGAUCCAAUCGAAAAAGUAACUGGUUUACACUGGGCUGCAAUUAAUAAUCGAUUAAGUAUUGUAGAAUACUUGUUAAAACAAGGUGCUGAUCCAAAUUUUAAAUCCAGUCAGUUGAAUGCUACUCCUUUACAUUGGGCUGCAAGGUAUGGUUAUGUAUAUAUAGUAGAUUAUUUGUUAAAAAACUCAGAUGCUGAUGCUACCUUAUGUGAUGAUCAAGGAUUUAAUGUUCUACAUUUAGCUGUAACCAGCUCAAACAUCAUGCUGGUUUGCUAUAUAUUAUAUUUCGUAGUGGACACUGGUCUAAUUGAUGUAGAUUGUAGAGAUUUACAAAAUAGAACACCAUUGAUCUGGGCAGCAUAUCAAGGAGAUCCCUUAACCGUAUCAAUGUUGUUAAAAUUUGGUGCAAAUGUUAAAUUAGUAGAUGAUUCUGGUUUUACUGCCUUACAUUGGGGUGUUGUAAAGGGGCAGGUACAAGUAUUAAAACAUUUGAUUAAGGAAGGCCAAGCUGAUUUUUUUGCUAAGACAAUGGAUGGUAAAAAUUGUUUUGAUAUCGCCAAUGAAUUAAAUAAACAGAGCUCUUUGCGCAAUAGCUUAUUAUAUAGUGGUUUUGAUGAAAAUGGAUACAGAAUCAAAAGCUAUUUGAAGAAUGAUUUGCAUGCAAAGACAAUCAUGUUUUUUGCGCCAUUAAUACUAAUGAUUCCAAUUUUUGUUUCAUUCCAGUUUUUGAACCCAUUGUUUGUUCUAUUAUUUGGUGCUGUCAUUAGUUUAUUAUUAAAAUUUGGAUUAAACAAGUUUGUAUUGCCUACAUUAAUUAUUAACAAUAAAUCACCUUAUAAAGUGACUUUUUCAAAAUCACCUUUAGUAGCCGGAAUAUUUUUUAACAGUCUAAUUAUCGUAUCUGCACUAUGGUUUUGGAAAAUGAUUUUUGUCAUUUUUUCGAGACGUUCGAUACUAUCGUUACUAUUAUCUAUCCUAAUCAUUAUGUCAUUCAUAUUAUUUAUGCAAUUAAUUCAAUCAAAUCCUGGUAUUAUUGAAACUGAAAAAAAUCAUGAUGUUAUUCGUUCCACAAUAACAGAUUUAUUAUCAAUCGGUCAUUUUGAUACGAAUAAUUUCUGUAUUGAAACUCAAGUAAGAAAACCAAUUAGAAGUAAAUACUCUUCUUUUCAACAACAUGUUAUUACAAGAUUUGAUCACUUUUGUCCAUGGAUAUAUAAUGAUGUUGGGUUUAUGAAUCAUAAAAAAUUUGUUUGGUUUGUUACUUGUGUUGAAAUAGCAAUUAUAAUUUUUAUUAAAUUAUCUUUUAAAUACUUUGACAUCAAAGAGGAUUAUUAUGAGGUGGUAUUAGGAAAGGAUGCAAAAUGUUAUCUUUUAGGAGAUGAUGAGUUAUGUUUUGGAUAUCAAUAUGAUCCAACAAUUUUCUUAGCUAAUGCAUGGUCUGCAUUGCAGUUAGCAUGGGUAACAAUGUUGUUUAUCAUUCAAUGGGUACAAAUCAUUCAAGGUGUAACUAAUUAUGAGUUUAUCUUAUUGUCAAAAAGAAGGUCUACAAACAACCGCUUCAAUGAAUAUUUCAAUAGUGCUCCAGAAGAAUUGUUACAUAAAUCAAAUUCGAAUAUUUUAGAUGGAGAUGCCAAUGGAUUAGAUGAUUUUAAUGAUACGGUUAAUGGUUUUGAUAAUGAUGGUGGUCACAAUAAAGUUAUAAAAAUGAAUUUGUAUUAUAAAAUAAUUGGGAUGGAAUCAUGGAUAAGAAUCAUUAAAGAUAGACAUAAAUAUAAUGAUCCGUUAAAUAUUCUAUACAAUUCUGCAAGCAACUCUACAAAAAUGAAUAAGAUUGACUAUUGGACAAAUAUUAAAGACUUUUGGUUAGACGGUGAUUAUAAAGCACCACUGUGGCUCAGAUUAAUAGAAUCACCAAAAGAUAAUAAGGGGUUACUAAAUGGCCAUGUAGUUGAUUAUAGCAAACUUUAUGAUUUAUCAAAUAUGCAAAAUCCAGAAGAUUUGGUUUAA